GUGCUGCAAAAAUGCUGCUCUCCGUACCGCCAAGGACAGGAAUCAACCCAUACGGCGGUUAUACCAGCAGAAAUAGUAAGAAGGGGUUUGGCCUGUUUUAAGUUGGAACUGCAUGAGGAAUAGGCCAAACAAGAGCUCACACCUGCAUGCCUAUAUUGAAGAUUUGGUGGCACAGGUUGAAAAUAGUCAGCAGUUUUUUUCUUGGACCUGUAACAGCACAAUUUUCAUCAACAUGAUCUUCUCCACUGUGCCUUUUAAAAUCCCUUUUACCAAGCAGCAAACGUAUGUGUCCUCCAACUAUCAGAUGGCCCCAACCAGUCCCAACACUACCCCUGGGAGCAGCAGCAAUGGCAGCAGCAGCAGCAGUGGAGGAGGAGGAGGUGGAGGAGACCAGCUGAGUAAAACCAACCUCUACAUCCGUGGCCUCCACCCAGGAACCACAGACCAGGACCUGGUCAAUCUCUGUCAGCCCUAUGGGAAGAUCGUAUCCACCAAAGCCAUCUUGGACAAGUCCACCAACAAGUGUAAAGGUUAUGGCUUUGUUGACUUUGACAGUCCGGCCGCAGCACAGAAGGCGGUGACAGCGCUGAAGGCAGGGGGCGUCCAGGCCCAGAUGGCCAAGCAACAGGAACAAGACCCCACCAACCUGUACAUCUCCAACCUGCCUGUGUCCAUGGACGAGCAGGAGCUGGAGGCCAUGCUGAAGCCCUUCAGCCAGGUCAUCUCCACACGCAUCCUCCGUGACGCCGCCGGGAACAGCAGGGGGGUCGGCUUCGCCAGGAUGGAGUCGAAGGAGAAAUGUGAGACCAUCAUUCAGCACUUCAACGGCAAAUAUAUCAAAACCCCACCAGGUGUUCCUGUGCCAGCAGAGCCCCUCCUGUGUAAAUUUGCAGACGGAGGCCAGAAGAAGCGCCUCAGCCAGGGGAAGUACCUCCAGAGCGGCCGGCCUUGGGGCAGGGACGGAGACACGGGAGGGAUGACAUUGGCGUACGACCCCACCACAGCCUUACAGAAUGGAUUCUACUCGUCUCCCUACAGCAUGGCUCCUAACCGGAUGAUUGCCCAGACCUCCCUCUCUCCGUACAUGCAUUCCCCAGUGUCUACCUACCAGGUUCAUAACCCCUCCUGGAUGCAUCACCAGUCAUACCUCAUGCAGCCCACAGGGGCAGUGUUGACGCCAGGGAUGGACCACACCAUGUCCAUCCAGCCCACCUCAAUGAUGGGACCUCUUACCCAACAACUUAGUCACCUCUCCAUGGCCAACGCUGGCACGUACAUGCCUGCUAACGCAGCUAUGCAGGGGACUUUCAUACCCCAGUACACACAAGUGCCUCCUGCCAGCGUUUCAGUUGAGGAAAGUGCCGUCCAACAAGUUGCCAUAGAGACACCCACAGAACACACAGCCUACUCUUACCAGCAUGGCAAGUGAGGACAACACAGAGAGGUGGAGUCAUUGUCACAGGCCUCUGCCCCCUGUCCUGCUCGGUGUUUGGACUGUGGGGCCUGGGGGAGGACUAGGAACUGUUGCACAGUGGACCUUUACUUUACAAUAGAAACUAUACUUUAACCAGACAGGAAGAUGACAGUGGAACAUGUUUAUGUGGAACAAGAACGGAGCGUCUAUUUUGAUAAGAGAAACUACUCGUCCAGUCAACAACAACAAAAACGAAAACAAAGCAGGAUGACACUUUUGUGUGUGUGUGUGCGUGCACAUAAUUAUAUCAAGAGAUUUUCUACAAACAUUCUGGGGCGUUGUAAUGGAACCAGGAACAGGGAAGCGACGUGUCAUGUACAUUUUCUUUUUUCUAUUUAGUUUUCUUAUUGCUUUGAAUCUGUAUUUUCUGUACAUAUUUCAAGAGUCUCUUCUUCAGUCUCUUCCCUCUUUACUCUGCCUUGUUCUAUUUAAGUACUUUCAUGUUUUUGAAGAGAGAAGGCUAUGUACUCUAAAAUGUCUGCAACUGGGGCCAGUGUUGGUGCCAUCAAGCACAGAUUUGAUUCAGAACAAAUAUUUCAGAAUAGAACAGAAUUAAAAGUGUUCUUAUCUCAUAAUUUUGGCACUUGCGUUCAUAUGUUACAAAAAACAUCACUAAAAUGUAUUCUAUGUUAUAACAUACCAACAGUCUGGAUAUGCAGAAAAAGCUACAGACAAUCAAUACAUCAAUGGAUUUGAUUGUUAAUGUUAGGAAUAUUAUGUUGAGAUAUAAAGAGCUAAUGGCUUCAAAUUGUAUUGAUCAACAAUUUCAAAAGAACAACUGUCCCUGCCAAAACACUGGUAGUGAACAGUCAACUGGCUUCUUCUUUUAGUGGCUUGGGAAGCUCCUUUCCUUCAAACACUUUGUGUUUCUUUUGUCAAAGUCUUCGAAUGAGAUGAUAAUUUUAUUUUGAUCAAAAUAAACAAUGCCAUUAACCAGUGGCGGUCCUAGCACAUUCGGCGCCCUGGGCAAGAUGUAUGAACAGGGCCAGGACUGGUCCUGCCAUUAACAACGGCUUCUUCUGGUUUCACUUAGCUGAAUGGUCUCUAACAUUCAUCGUUUUUAUCUUGAUUUACAGACUUUUAUUUAAAGAACGUUCCCAGAGAUUUUUUAUUCAAUUUUAAUACUUUUUAGAUCGACCAUAUUUUUCAAGAGGUUUUGACUUUAUUUUUGGUAGUGUGCUUUGUGCUUAAAGUAGUGAAAUGUUCUUUUGGACAGUAGAUAUAAAUGCUUUUUAAGAUUUUAAGGUGCUCUGUCCGUGUAAUAAUGCUGUAAUUACACAUUUCUAUUACAUUAACUUUCUAUUUAUUAAUUUAUAUUGAAUUCGACCAGUCAUUAUUUUAUAUUGACCAAAACCUAUCCAUCUUUUUUCAAAUAUUGUAUUAGUCAACAUAAUGAAACUAUUGAUGAAUUACAGCAUUAUUAAACAGUAUUAGAGUGACUUAAUGUACAGUGUGAUCAAUCCUGCUUUUAUAUUAGUAUUGUGUUUGGCAUUUGGCUAUUUUUAUGAUUCUUUAUGUCUGGUUUUAUUGUUGAUCAGAUCAGAAGGCUGGAUGGGUCAGAUGUUUGUAAUCUCUGCGUCACGUUGGCACUUCAGUACUUUCACAAAAGUGAACAAAUAUGUCUGGGAAGUAAAAUAUUUUAACUGGAAUUUUCUCCCAAGUGUUUAGGGGAUAAUUCAAGAUAAAUGUUAAUACAGAUUACUCAUGCUAGUGGACGAUACAUUCAGCUGGGUGUUUAAAAGCAAGGUUCUGGGAUGUUCUGAAAGGCAGUAACCACAGUAGACCUCAAACCUACCCACAGCUGGUACUGUGGCCAUAGUAUCCUCACUCUUCCGUCCAAUGUUGGAAGAACACACCCACCCGCAGUCAGUCGUCCAAUAAUGCUGUUUUGUUUUCAAAAUAGCUGGUGAUCUAUGCAACAGAUUUAUUGUUCUGAAAGCAAUACUGCAGAUAUACCAGAUUCUUUCAUAUGAUGGUGCAUGGGUGUUGCUCCCAUGAUGGUAGGACAAAUAACUUGCUUUGAUAUCAACAGAUGUAUGUUUUAUUUGAUUUAAACAUAACUGUCCUUGCUUCCUGUCCAUCUAAUGGUAAAGAAAUGAUGUGCAAAAAGGGAAUUUUAGUGAUUGGAGGAAAUCCCUCAACACUAUAGCUUGUGAACAGACCACAGGAUACUGGCCACCUGCCAUCCAUUCAAAUGGAACUGUCCUUGACGUUUUAGAACAAACAUGUUUGAUAUUAGUUUUGUGUUACUACCAAAGAUGUCAUCAAAUGGGCGGUGGUCCGGUAAGCUGUUUCACCCAUAUUGGAGCAAUGUCGUUUUCUCAUUCUUACUUUCUAUUCCUGUUUGAUGCGCAUAGAUGGGGAUCUUAAAAUCUGGUUUUUAGUUCAUGGUCAUUGUGGAAUGACAAUAGAUGGUUUGCUUCCAUCAGAAGAUAAGUAGUAACACUUUUUCACAGAAAUGCCUUAGCUGUCACUUGGGAAAGACGUAAAAAGGUGCUACUCAAAUUAAAUGGAUUUCUGUUAACUUUGAUCAUGCACUGCUUAGAUGUUUCAUGUUUUGUUAUGCAUUGAUGUACAUUUGGAUCAAAUCACUUCAAUGACGCAUUUGUCAUGACACAGGAAAGACGUUUUGACAAAUAAAUUACUGUUUCGAGUCCAAACCAUAGUUUGUGAGGUUUUCUGAAACCAAAUCAUUUUCCAGUCCAUCAUUAUUCAAGAUUUUCUUAAUGCAUUUGUCCUUUUUCAGAGUUCACUGAAUGGUUCACUAAAAGGUUUAAAACAGAUUAAAUAUUGUGCUGCUAAUUUUAGAUUUGGAAGUAGGUUACUAUUGUGUAUCUAGAAUGAAAUAUACAGUGGGUUGAAUGACUUUUCUGAAGUCAAAUGAUGUGGAAAUAUCACUGGUGAAAAAAAGGUCUGGGUAGUUGUUUAGAUGAUCAUGUGUAUCCAAUGGCAAAUGUUCAACUUGUUUGGUUUCUCAGUUAUUUGUCCUGUUGUGCCACGUGUUUCCCUUGUAGAAAACUAUGGCUUUGAAUAUGUUUUUUCGUGUAAUGUUUUUGAGCUGGGUAAAUUUUUUAAUUAAAAGUACUUGUUUUUUUCA
This is a messenger RNA of Hypomesus transpacificus, 4571 nucleotides long. RefSeq names its product RNA binding motif, single stranded interacting protein 2b (gene rbms2b). Gene Ontology annotation, molecular function: mRNA binding. Lineage: Eukaryota; Metazoa; Chordata; Actinopteri; Osmeriformes; Osmeridae. The transcript is spliced from 15 exons. The record is from RefSeq and is a predicted model, not a curated record. Gene Ontology annotation, cellular component: cytosol. Bases 113 to 1429 code for a protein of 438 amino acids.